This is a messenger RNA of Mytilus trossulus (common blue mussel), 1474 nucleotides long. RefSeq names its product glutamate receptor-like. Gene Ontology annotation, biological process: modulation of chemical synaptic transmission; monoatomic ion transport; synaptic transmission, glutamatergic. The record is from RefSeq and is a predicted model, not a curated record. NCBI's taxonomy places the organism in Eukaryota, Metazoa, Mollusca, Bivalvia, Mytilida, Mytilidae. Gene Ontology annotation, molecular function: transmitter-gated monoatomic ion channel activity involved in regulation of postsynaptic membrane potential; glutamate receptor activity. Gene Ontology annotation, cellular component: plasma membrane; postsynaptic density membrane. Bases 53 to 1384 code for a protein of 443 amino acids. The transcript is spliced from 8 exons.
GGAAAAUUUUACAGGAUAUAUAAUAGACCUGAUAGAUGCGGUUGCGGCACAUAUGCAAAUCAAAUAUAAAUUAUGCAUUGCUAAAGAUGAACAAUAUGGAAAGGAACUUGAAAAUGGUACAUGGAAUGGAGUAAUUGGAGAAUUAGUGAGAGGGGAAGCUGAUAUAGCAUUUGGGGCGAUGACAAUAUCAUCAGAGCGGGAACGCGUCGUCGAUUUUACGAAACCUUUUAUGAGUUUAGGCAUCAGUAUAAUGAUAAAGAAACCAGCCAACAAGAAAGCACACACCUUUUCAUUUAUGGACCCUUUGUCCUAUGAAAUUUGGAUGUGUAUUUUAUUUGCCUACGUUGGAGUUAGUGUAGUGCUAUUCCUUGUCAGUAGAUUUAGUCCAACAGAGUGGCAUAUAGAAGACAACAGCACAAUAAAAAAUGCCUUUACAAUAUCUAAUAGUUUAUGGUAUUCCCUUGGUGCUUUCAUGCAACAGGGAUGUGAUAUAAGUCCGAAAUCGGUUUCUGGUCGAAUUGUUGGUAGUGUAUGGUGGUUUUUCACUUUGAUCAUUAUAUCAUCUUAUACUGCCAAUUUAGCGGCUUUUCUCACAGUUGAACGAAUGAACACACCUAUUGAUUCUGCAGAGGAUUUAGCAAAACAAACACGAAUUCAGUAUGGAGUGUAUGAAGGCGGAACCACCUAUAAUUUCUUUAAGAAAUCAAAGGUAGCAAUUUAUGAACGAAUGUGGGCUUACAUGUCAUCUGCCCAAGAUGUAUUUGCAAAGACAACACGAGAAGGAGUGAAGAGGGUUCGCGAUGAAAAUGGGAAAUAUGCAUAUUUAAUAGAAUCGUCAACAAAUGAAUAUAUUAAUACCAGAAAACCAUGUGAUACAAUGAAGGUCGGAAGCAAUCUAGAUUCAAAGGGAUACGGCAUUGCAACCCCGAUUGGAUCUAAUUUAAGAGACAGACUUACGCUUGCCGUUCUUAACUUGAGGGAAAGAGGACGUUUACAGUCAUUGAAGAAAAAGUGGUGGGACGAGCGAUCAGAAUGCGGAGAUGAUGCCACUGUCUUGGAUGGUAGCAAUGCUGAGUUAAAAUUGAAUAAUGUUGCUGGAAUUUUCUACAUUUUAAUUGGUGGAUUAUGUUUGUCAGUAAUCAUUGCUGGAUUCGAAUUCCUAUACAGGUCAAUAGCUGAAUCAAGAAAAUCUCAGAAAACUUUUGGUACAAUCGUUAGACAAAAAGCUCGCCUUUCUUUCAGAGGCUCUAUAGAUUCAACCAACCCUGAAGCUUCGACUCCUUUAAAAAGUUCAGGAUCAUUCGGAACUUAUAAAUAUAAUGGACCAACUCAAUUACCUGGUUUUGACCCUUAUGUCGACACCAAUACCCAUACAGAAGUAUAACGUCAAAUAAACGACAAUUGUGGAGUUAGAGGCACUGGUGUUACUUGUGAUACAUUUUUCAUACGUGCAGUUUAAAGACAUUCUUUACAU